AUUGAACUCGACACUAGUCUCACAUCAAAGACCAUUUCCGAAGCCGGGACAGACAACAACUAUCCGAGAUACGAGGAUGAGGAGGCGUAUGACCCAGAGCCGCCCUUACCCCUUUACGCAGCGGCAUCGGGUGGGGAUCACACCGAGCUUGAACGACUGCUGAAGAUAUCCGACAGAGAUGGUCAAUCGACGUGAUAAGUACGAUAACUUCAAUCAACGUGACUAUAAUUACUGCCUUGAGGAUGCUCCGAAUACAGCCCUUGAGAUAGCUGUAAUACAGAACGACAUUGAGUCAGUUAGACUUCUCCUGGACUAUGGUGCAGAUCCCGAGCUGUGGCUCCCUUGGUCCGAACAAAAUUUCCUCAAUAACGCAACUUCUGUUUGUGAGGCGGCUGCUCUUGGGCAUCUAGAUAUCCUGAGAUUGUUAAUUGAAAAGGGAGGGCUUGUGACUUCCAUUGUGCUGUAUUCUGCGGUCGAUUGUGGGCGACUAGAAUGUGUCGAGGAGUUGUUCGCUUGGCUGGCAGUAAACAAGCGCAAUGAGUUUGAUGACGGCGUUGCGAUAAGUACUGCUGUUGCAUGUGCCUUGAGAAUAGCCGCAGGAGGAUGGAGAGAAGACAUUGUUGAGUUCCUGAUCACCGAUGGAAAUGUUGAUCAGAAGUCUGUGGAUUGUGCCUUGAUGAAGACAUUGACUCUUCAAGACGACUGGCUCAGGAGGAAUUGCGUAAGUGAGGGCCCAAGUGGAGAAGCCCGAAAGAAAAGUGAUGAAGUUGUGAAGCUGCUACUGGAAGCGGGAGCCGAUGUUGAACCUGGGACGGAUAUCAAACCGCUUCAUCGAGUUGUGCGAGAGGGUAAUCAAGAGAGAUCUUUGGUCUACUCUUAGAUAGAAAUGUCGAUGUCAAUUCUGUUAAUCACAAAGGAACAAAGUACGAAGAUGGACAGACGCCUCUAUUUGAAGCUGUUUUAGUUGAUGACAUCUAUUUUGUCGAACGGUUACUUGAAAAAGGCGCACGUGUAACACAUAUCGACAAAUCUGGGAACACACUUUUACACGCCGCGACAUCUAACCAUACAUCAGCAUGCUCGACCAUCAUGCAGCUGCUUCUCCACCAUGGCCUAUCCACCUGUGCAACAAACUCGAAUGGAAGGACUGCAUUACAUGAAGCUUCAAGCCAAGGAAAUGUCGACGCACUU
This is a messenger RNA of Cadophora gregata, 1191 nucleotides long. RefSeq lists its product as uncharacterized. Lineage: Eukaryota; Fungi; Ascomycota; Leotiomycetes; Helotiales; Ploettnerulaceae. Gene Ontology annotation, molecular function: protein binding. The record is from RefSeq and is a predicted model, not a curated record. The transcript has a single exon. The coding region runs from base 179 to 880 and encodes 233 amino acids.